AAACCUAGUGUCAGCAAAAAAUAAAAGCACGGGCCACCACAGAGUCGGCUGCUGCGGGGGAUUCGUCUGCCUUUAAUAGCAUGCUUUGGAGUUAGUUUCGGUAAAUUGGAGUCCGAAUCGUACCGUUCCCAGGCCGGCCGCCCGGUCGCACAACAGUUGAGUGAAAUUAUGUAAGAGUGUGCCGCGAAAGUGGGAAAAUAUGUGUCGCAUCGUGCUGGAGAUGGCUACCUGCGGCUAGGUAUACACCGACUUGUUGGUACGAGUUUCUAGCAGCGUUUUCCCAGGAUGAACCUAUACCGCACCGAUAGCGGAACCGGUGUACUCGCGCAACGACAGGUUAGUGCUGUUCCAAAGCUCCAGCAUCGCGAAUUGUGUGCAGUUUGCUCGAACGCGGUCCCGUAAAGGCACCGAUAGUUUUCGGGGUGGAAAAGCUUGAAAAGGGAACCAUUCUGCUCCUGUCUGCAUACACGCGUACACUAGAUUGCGCACUCAUACAGGUGUACCGGGAGGUCCUUCUCGUGUGCCCAGCGAGAUGCGUUGCGUAUCGCUCGCGUACGCGUGUGUAGUGGUGAGCGUAACGAGUGCACACUAUUUGGCGUACGGAGAGUGUAGAGUUGUACACACAAUCGUGCGUAACGAAGUGUAAAUAGUAUGUUUAAAAUGCACAUUUCACUUUGCACGGGCACGGGUUCAGUAGCGGGUCCGAGAGGAGUAGCGUGGUAGGAGGUGAUCGUUGAUUGCGGCUACAGCAACGGCAGCAGCAUGCUGUGGUAUUACAAACUGCUGGCCCGCCGUCCGCAUCUGGUGCUGGUGGCAGUAGGCAUCUUCUCCGUGGCCUGCAUUGUCGUCGCCCUCUGCACCCGGAAGCUGCCCGACUUCGAUGAUCCAACACUGGGCUUCGAGGCACGCGGUACUUCGAUUGGCAAGCGCUGGACCGCGUGGCGCAAUUUGCUGGAGGAAACAAGCCUGUCUGGGCGCUUGGUGGCGAAUCCGAAGGAGCUAACACUCGGCAUGAACAAUCACUUCCCCCACCAAAGGCUGCCACCAGUUGCGGGAGACGGAAGUUUCCGCAAGCGCCGAAAGAACAAAGGGAAAAAGAAAACGCCGAACACUGUAGACGGCGAGGACACGGGCAAAGCGCACGGCAAGCUGAACAAAAACUUACGCAUCUUGAAGGAGCUGUAUCACAACCAAAGUGCGACCAACGGGGAGAUCAUUAGCUUCGAGGAGUAUGACAACGAGACGAUGCCACACCGUGGCGGACGGCAGGAGGUGUGGGAGUAUGGCCGGAACCAGUCCUACUACACGGAGGAGGUGGGCAACAAAACGAUGGAAAAGAAGCGGGCCAAGUGGGACACGCUGCGCCGGUUAAAACCGCCCCCGGAACCGAUUGAGACGCACAUACCUUCGGAUGGGUUUUUCUGCGAAUCGCCAAACAAAGAGUACGCACACCUGGUGGUGCAGCGGAUCAACCACAACCUGAACGACAGUCUGUUCGAGCUCAAUGCGUUCCUGGCGCUGUGUGAGCUCGAGCAGAGGAUCUUUCGCGUGGAUCACUACGGUGACAUUUGCCAGCGGGAGCUCACGUCCGAGGAGUGUUGCCGCCCGUGGUCGAUCGUAAACUACGUGACGUUUCUCUCCAACAAAACGUCCUGCUUCGAGCUGAACGAGGAGGACGUGGCGAUGGUGAAGACGCUACUGUACGACUGCUUUUCGUACUAUCAAACGAUGAAGCUGAGCAACGACUGCACGCAGUCGAGCUGUUUUGCGCCGAGCGAGUGCAAGCAGCAUAAUGCCGUCUACAACAUACUGCACUAUCUGGCGAACGUGGAUUUUAUCCGGCAAAAUGAGUCGGCCGAAUUCCUCAACGCAACCAUGAUCUUUCUUCCGAUCGCGAGAAGCAUAAAAUCGAUGGAAUUUUAUCACAGCUUAAGCAAAGUCAAUCUUGCCAACGAUCUCGUCUCGGUAGUUGCCAUGGAUAUGGGUCUGAAAAAUGCGCUGUUUGACGAGUGUUUGCUGCGCGACGGUUGGCUGCUCGGCCUGGGCGGCAUAUUUGUCGUACUCUGCAUGUGGCUGUACACCGGCUCACUGUUUGUCACGCUCAUGACGGUGACAGCGGUUGCAUUUUCACUAGGAAUCGCUUACUUCAUCUACUCCUUCAUAUUCGAGCUUACAUUCUUUCCCUUCAUGAACCUGCUAGCUGUCAUCGUGGUGGUAGGCAUUGGGGCAGACGAUGCAUUUAUUUUCCUGAAAAUAUGGCAAUGUACCAUCGCCGAGCGGUUAAAGUGUGGUGGCGGAAUUGUCAUACCGAUUGCUCCGUCCACCGCGUCCUGCAAUUCAGAGGCCAGUGGGAGUGCUGCCCGCGGAGAAUCGGAUACGUUGGUGGAGAUCAUGGGCAGCACGCUGCGGCACGCGGCACUAUCCAUGCUGGUAACCUCUCUGACGACGGCGGCCGCGUUUUAUGCGUCCUACGUUAGCUCCAUCACGGCUGUUAGGUGUUUUGGUAUUUUCUCCGGUACGGCCGUUAUGGCAAACUACUUCCUAAUGGUCACGUGGCUGCCCGCUGCCGUAUCGAUCGCAGAACGACUGUCUUGCCUAAUGCUGCUGAAACCGUUUGGUCGCGUCUCCCACCGGUGCACGAUCCCUUUCAUAUCGAUAGCGCAGCUAAGCAGGCGUGUUGAGGAAACCAUUAUCGAUCUGAUAGUCAAUCUGCCCUGGCUGUGGGUCACCCUGCUCGGUACGGUCGGGAUUAUGAGCGGAGUGUUGGUACUACACUGGCCGAAGCUUCGGCUGCCGGACUCUCCAGACUUUAAGCUAUUCAUCAGCAAUCACCCGUUCGAGCGGUAUGACAGUGAGUACCGGGAUAUGUUUUGGUUUGAGAAGAUGUACUCUGCGACCGAAUCGUUUAAAAUCCCGCUACGCUUCGUCUGGGGCGUGCAGCCCGUCGAUCGGGGCGAUUUGCUCGAUCCGGAGCAGCGGGGCGCGCUGUACUUUGACGAAUCGUUCAACAUGAGCGCACCGGAAUCGCAACAGUGGCUGCUCCAGUUCUGCCGACGGAUAAAGAACCAAACGUUCUACAGCGAGAGCAAAGGGUUGCUGGUGCCGAACUGCUUCAUCGAAAACUUCAUCGAGUGGAUGCGGCGCCGCUGCAACGACACCAUGGGCGAAAUCGACCGAACGCCCUGCUGUGAGGUGUCGCCCUUUCCCUUCACGCCCGACAUUUUCGACCAGUGCUUGCCGGAAUCGAUACUGUCCCUGUACGAGACGCCGAGGCAAUUCUUUGUGCCGGGCGUUGCGGGACCAAAGUUUGCCCGCAGCUCGUUUCUUGUGGCGGGUGAACCGCUCGAGCGGAUCUCACCCAAACCGAACGACACGGUGGUGAAGGCGGUCGUGAUUGAGUUCGAAAGUACGCAGAUAUUUACGAUGUCCUACACCGAGAUUGAUGCGUUCGUGCGCACAGUGGAGCGCUGGCUGGCGGAGCAGCUGCGCGACGCACCACCGACGAUGGCCAACGCGUGGUUUACCAGUGAGCUGGAAUUUUUCGACCUGCAGGACACACUGUCGACCGGCACGAUGGUGGCAAUCGCGAUGGCGAUGGCAGUGGCCCUGCUGGUGCUGAUGCUCGUGACGCUCAAUGUGCUGAUCAGUCUGUACGCGAUCGUAACGGUGACGCUUACGAUCCUCACCACCGUGGCGGUACUGGUGCUGCUGGGCUGGAAGCUAAACGUGCUAGAGAGCGUGGCCGUCAGUACGGCGAUCGGGCUGGCCGUCGACUUUAGCCUGCACUACGGCGUGCACUACCGGCUGUCGACCGAGCCGGACCGCCGCUCGUCGACACGAUUUUCCCUGCAGCGCAUGCUCGGCCCAACGGCAAUGGCCGCCAUCACAACCGGUAUUGCCGGUGCGCUGAUGCUGCCCUCCAGCGUGCUGGCGUACAUACAGAUCGGGGUGUUUCUCGUGAUCGUCAUGUCGAUCAGCUGGCUGUACGCGACCUUUUUCCUGAUGAGCCUGUUGCGGCUGAUCGGACCGCAGUACGGGUUCGGCCAGUUUCGCUAUCCCAAGCUGCGGUCGGGGUUGCGCAGCAGCGAUGGUUGCAAGGCGACCGCCCAGCUCGACACGGCCGGAGCGCGACUGGGCCACCAUCACUCGUUUCACAUGUCGCACCAUCACCAGGGCGGCGUCGUGACCGAACAGCUCCUGUCCAACUCGAGCUCGACGGCCGGCGAUCUGGUCGGGUCGGAAUCGCACGAGCUCGACUCGCUGACGUCGAACUCGAUCAUCAAGCCGAUCAACCUGGACAUUGCGAGACCGAUCAACUUCGAUCGCGCGUUCAAGAAAAAGUAUUCACUGCCCCGCGAGCAGAGUCCUUCCACGGCCAGUGCCAUAACGAUGGUGCUGCCGGAUGACGUAGAUUUGAGGGGUGGCCAGUAGGGAGCACUGUAGCCGAUGCUGCUGACUAGCAGCGGGACAAUUUCCGGAACACCGGGAAGCUACAGUUACAGUUUUUAACCAGUACUUAAGCAGAUGUGUAAUAGAGUUUUAUCUAGGGAUUAACAGCAAUAGGAGCUUGCACAUUGUCAAAUGCGUAGUUGAGUGGUGGAUUGGUGUAUCUGUGUUUUGUUUUACCCUUUAUUGAGCUUCCAUACAACCAGUCGUUUUCCCGUGCCAAAUAGCAUUUAUGGAUAUGGAACUUAGUACUUAGUAGUUGGUAGCAGUUGAUAGAAUUAAACACGUUUACACCCCUGCGCGUUUGCAUGAGGACUUCAGGGGUUCAGCUUAAUGGAUGUUUUUAAAUGGCCGUUGCUUGUGCCGAAACGGAUCUUAACGUAGAGGAAUAGUUUUUAACAAUAACCGCUGUCUUUUGGCAGCCCGUCAUGCUCACAAUCUGACACCGCCAGCCGUCUGGUAGCAAUUAGCAAUCGCGCAAACCGAUCUCAGGUGAGCGACCAAGUCAACCGGGGACAGAGGACGCCACGACACUUUCUUUGGUCUGCAUACCGCCAUCAACCAUUACGAUGGUAGGGGAAGCUCCAGAGGUGGGGGUAGCAGGUAUUUUAAGUGUAGAAAAUUAUUACAACCACACAAUGGUUGAUUUCUCUAGGAGUGGCCCCCCGAGUCGAUCGGCGGCCCCAAUCUUACUGUGUACAGGCACGGAUGCAACGAACGGAAGAAAGAUGCGUU
This is a messenger RNA of Anopheles merus, 5181 nucleotides long. RefSeq names its product protein dispatched (gene disp). The transcript has 9 exons. NCBI's taxonomy places the organism in Eukaryota, Metazoa, Arthropoda, Insecta, Diptera, Culicidae. Bases 763 to 4431 code for a protein of 1222 amino acids. Gene Ontology annotation, cellular component: membrane. The record is from RefSeq and is a predicted model, not a curated record.